Molecule: messenger RNA, 471 nt
Organism: Penicillium manginii
Lineage: Eukaryota; Fungi; Ascomycota; Eurotiomycetes; Eurotiales; Aspergillaceae
Exons: 1
Coding region: 1-471 (156 amino acids)
Source: RefSeq, a predicted model, not a curated record
AUGCCCUCUCCGUACCAGUACCUUAAGGUACCCGUUAAGCUUGGCGAUAUGGAUGUUCUUGUGGCGGCUAUCGGCCGCCGCACUACCUUCUCUUUCCAACUGGAACUCCUCCUCAACAGUAGGUUGCAGCAGGUUGGCAUCAUCACCCGACGAGAACUUGUGCCCACUCCUACAAGUAUUGUGCGAGGGAUGGAACAGACUGUUACUCUCUUAACAGUCGUCACAGAAUUACGCGUUUGGGACUCAACGAAACUGUUCCUUUCAGAAAAACGCAACAAAUACUCGCGUCCGCUACAGAAAUUUCGGUGUCUAAGCCUCCAGGCUCUAGGUCCCCUCACGAAUCUCAAGAGUUCAGCGGUUUCGACUCUGAUGAACUUUCUGACGAGUCCCUCGCUCAACCAAACGCGAGCACGUCCGCAUCUCGCCGAGGUCAGCCUUCUUUCCACUCCAACGGAAAGCUGCAUUAGUUAG